Caenorhabditis briggsae is the source of this 1269-nucleotide messenger RNA. NCBI's taxonomy places the organism in Eukaryota, Metazoa, Nematoda, Chromadorea, Rhabditida, Rhabditidae. Bases 1 to 1269 code for a protein of 422 amino acids. The transcript has 6 exons. The record is from RefSeq and is a predicted model, not a curated record.
AUGCCGAAGAAGCCAUGCGCUAAGCCAGGAGCGGAAAUUGAAAUUAUUUCAAUGGUUAUGAAGAUUCUCGAUUGGCAGUGGGAAACUAUAGAUACAGAAAAAGAGUUCAACGUUGUAAACGACUUUGGGAAUCCAAAACCAGAUGGAAAUUUUUCUGGAAUAAUGGGGUUACUAGCAGAAGAUAAAAUCGACAUGAGUGGACUCUCCAUGCGAAUCACUCCUGCUCGUAUGCAAUUCGCUCACUUCACUUUUCCUAUCCGUUACUUUCAACAAGUUUAUAUUAUCAAACGACCGCCUGAAAAUGAUUUUCGAAACUUUGUAUUUGCACCAUUCACAACAGACAUGUGGCUUCUGCUUCUAGCAACUAUUAUGGGUGUUUCAACAAUGAGAUUCGCAUGUGCAUUGUACUGGGAUAGCCGAGUUGGAUCUAAGUUUAAUAUCUACACAAGCAGUGUUCUGGAAACGUUUGGCUUAAUGUUGAAACAACGUGUUCAAGAUCCCACAGCUAUAUCCACCAUGUUACUGGAAGGAUUUCUGAUUGUUGCAAUGAUGAGUAUCGCCCAAUACUAUCAGACAUCAAUGAAUUCUCGUCUAACCGCUCCUCCGUCCUCUCGAAUUCCCUUUUAUCAUCAAAAUCAAUUGAUCGAACUGUUGUUAGAUAAGGAAACUUAUUUGACCUACUACUUCAAUCUCAGUCUAGAAGGAUCGACGGAGAAGAACGAGUACAAUAUAAAACGUGCAAUGGCUAUCAAUCCGAUUGUGGUUCGAGCGAAAGAAGUUGAUUUAAUAAAAGAGGUUCAUAAAGGGGGAGUUUUCUACUCAACCUAUGAUAUCGAGUUCCUUCCUCAAGCAGUCAGUGUCUGGGAUAAGCGACAAGGGUUGACCGUUAUCCGAGAUACAACUGGAAUUAUUAGCUACGUGGCGUUUGGAUUCAGUAUCAGCAACAGAAAGUUAUGCCAAAUGUUCAACAAAGCUCUUCUGAAAAUUCUACCUGGAAUAGCAAGUAUCACUUUGGGACCUGGAUAUGGAACCAAAAAACAAGCGGAAGAUAUCACAGUUCAAGUCAAAAAGACAAGACUUUCGUUCAAGAAGCAUCUGGAGCAGUUGUUUUAUAUUUAUCUGAUUGGAUGUGGAAUCUCUUUAGCACUAUUCAUCCUUGAGAAAAUCUUCUACAGAGUUAAAGUCAUCAAUAGACAGAAGAUUUACCAAGUGAAUCGACAAGAAUCCGAUGUGACGCCUGAAUGUACAUUUACUCCUUUACCGUAUUGA